UAAUUUUUUUUCCCAAGUAAAACCCUUUUGCUGAUGAAACGACGCCGUUUCAAAGCCAACAAAUGGGUAAAUUCCUGCGCCUCCAAUUUCCCACGGUUUUAGAGAGAGAAACAAUCUAGGAGAGAGAAAGCUAUUAUGAACGUCAAUGACGGAACCCAACUUGAUUUCGAAAUCCCAUCAAAACCCAGUUGCAGAUGAAUGGCAAGAGCUUUAAUUCGAGACAUUUCUUGUCUCUUUCUUCCUGCAUUUCGAUGUAAUUACUCAUCUUCUACUAAUAAUCUCCCUCUUUCUCAUCAAAUUUUGACCUGCAUCAAUUCUCAAUGGUUGAAGAAGAACAAAAUCAAAGAACUUUAUGCAGUUUUGAUAACUUCUGAUCGCGUGAAAAUCCCUUUUUUUGGAUGUAAGUUGCUCAAAUUUUCAUCCCAAUUUGGUGAUUUGCGUGAUGCUUUGUGGGUUUUUCACAGCAUUGAUUUUCCAAAUAUAGUUUGUGUUAACAAUGUGAUCAAAGCUUAUGCUGGUAGUAUUUUCCCAUUGGAAGGUGUAAGGUUUUAUUUUGAGACACUGAAAUCUGGGAUUUUUCCUAAUUCUUAUACUUUUCCGCCAUUAUUGAAUUGUUGUGCUAAAGAGGGUAGUUCUAGGAUAGGUGAAAUGUGUCAUGGUCAAGUUAUUAAGAAUGGGUUUGAUGGUGUGGUGCAGAUACAGAGCUCAUUGAUUCAUAUGUAUGAUUGUUGUGGGAUUAAUGAGGUUGCCUUGAAGGUGUUUGAUGUAAUGCCUGAGAGAGAUUUAGUGUCCUGCAGUGAUGGGUUUGUGAAUGAUGGUGAUUUUUCAAAUAUAGUUUAUUUUAACAAUGCGAUUAAAGCUUAUUCAGGUAGUAUUUUGCCAUUGAAAGGUGUAAGGAUUUAUUUUGAGAUGCUGAAAUCUGGGGUUUUUCCUAAUUCUUAUACUUUUCCGCCAUUGUUGAAUUGUUGUGCUAAAGAGGGUAGUUCUAGAAUAGGUGAAAUGUGUCAUGGUCAAGUUAUAAAGAAUGGGUUUGAUGGUGUGAUGCAUAUACAGAGUUCAUUGAUCAAUAUGUAUGCUUGUUGUGGGGUUAUUGAUGUUGCCUUGAAAGUGUUUGAUUUAAUGCUUGAGAGAGAUGUGGUGUCCUGGAACUCUAUCUGUGACGGGUUUGUGAAAGUUGGUAAUUUGAGAAAUGCACACAACUUGUUCGAUUCAAUGCCUGAGAGAAAUGUAGUGUCUUGGAACAUUAUGAUGACAGGUUACUUAGAAAGGCUCAAUCCUGGGUAUGUGUUAAUACUUUGUAGGCAGAUGAUAGAAAGCGGAAUAUUGGGGAAUGAUACGACUAUGGUUAAUGUGCUUGCAGCUUGUGGGAGAUCUGCUAGGUGGAAAGAGGGAGCAUCAAUACAUGGUUUCCUUGUGCGAAGGCUAUGGAAUUUAAGCUUGAUAAUGAACACCGCUCUCAUUGAUAUGUAUAGUAAAUGCAAAAAGGUCGAGGUGGCUCGUAGUAUAUUUGAUGGCCUACUCCAGAGGAAUUUGGUGUGUUGGAAUUCAAUGAUAUUAGGGCAUUGUCUUAACGGAAAUCCUAAUGAUGGACUUCAUUUAUUUGAAGAUAUGAUGUAUAAGAUGAAACUAGAUAGUGAAGCUGAAGGUCAGAGGUAUGUGCAUGUAGGCGGAAGACAUCAAGUGCUUCCUGAUGAAAUCACUUACGUCGGUGUUAUAUGCGCAUGUACACGAGCAGGGCUAUUGGAAGAAGGAAGAUUUUAUUUUGAUCAGAUGGAGAAUUUGUUCGGCAUAAAGCCCAAUUUUGCGCAUUAUUGGUGCAUGGCAAAUCUACUGGCAAGUAAGGGGCUGGUGCAAGAAGCACUAGCCACUGUAAAGAAAGUAAAUGAGUUUGUUGUUGAUGUGUCGUCAGAGUCAUUGUUGUGGGCUAGUUUAUUUGGUUCAUGCCGAUUCCAAGGUGAUUCAUCUAUUGCAGAACAAGUUGCAAAAACAUUGAUUGAACUAGAGCCACAAAAUACAAUGUGCUAUGCACUACUCUUGAAUAUUUACGCUGCUGCCGGUAGGUGGGAGGAUGCUGAUGAGGUGAAGGAACUGAUGUAUAAAAGAGAGGCUGGCAAAGUGUACGGUGGUAGUCUUGUAGACUUGAUAGAAAUUGUUCACAAUUUUAGAUUAGGAGAUGGGAAAGAGUAUGCAGUGGAGAUAGCCAAACUGGUUAUUGGUGGAGAAGCUGUUGACGUCCAAGAGAGCAAGACUGAAAGUCAAACUUAGUAUCAGGCUCAUGUUAUAUCACUCAUGUGGGAUGUCUUAACUGAUGUAAAUCAAUGCAAGUUGCCAAAUACGGUAAAUGGUGUUGUUGAUGGAAGAUGAUGGAAUAACUCAGGAGGCGAAUGGGGAGAGCCUUCUUGAGGUCAGAAAACUCCCUUACACACAUUGACAUCUCAAGUUUUACUGUAUUAUUUUAGUAACAACUUGAGUGAAAUAUUCCCCUUUUUGUCACCAAAUAACAAAUUGUGAUGUUCAUUUUUAAAAUGAGUACUUACAUAGUUUUAUAUCUACCCGGAGCCUUGUAAUUUGCAUACUCUUUUGAUGCUACACUGGCUCUUUGUUCGCAUGAACGUUUUGCUUAUGGUUGCACCUCUGAUUUAAAUCAAAUCUAAGGUCAGUGAAACUUCAUAUGUAAA
Chenopodium quinoa (quinoa) is the source of this 2678-nucleotide messenger RNA. Its product is annotated as pentatricopeptide repeat-containing protein At3g51320-like. The coding region runs from base 199 to 2265 and encodes 688 amino acids. Gene Ontology annotation, molecular function: RNA binding; protein binding. The transcript has 2 exons. NCBI's taxonomy places the organism in Eukaryota, Viridiplantae, Streptophyta, Magnoliopsida, Caryophyllales, Amaranthaceae. The record is from RefSeq and is a predicted model, not a curated record. Gene Ontology annotation, biological process: RNA modification.